AGGGUUUCACUUCUCCCGCCGCCUUCUCCUCUCUCUCCGAGCUCUUGGUCAGUCUAUUUCUCCCUCUGCCUCCCUUCCCAUCGCGACCAAUUCCUUUUGUUUCUUGUCGUCCUCGAAUGUAGAAGCCCUAGUAGUUGUAUUCUUUCCUCCAAUCCGAUGGCUUCUCUUCCUUUUGAGCUUCGUUUUUUUCUUUUAUUCUCAACUGGAUCUUUAGUGAUCUUAAUAUCAAGCCGGAAGGAGCGUCGAAGUGAAAGCAGGAGAAAUCCACCAGAACAAUGAGCAAGUUGCAGAGUGACGUUUUGAGGGAAGCAAUCUCUCAGCUGACAAAUGAUUCUCGGGAGAAGAAGCGCAAUUUUACUGAAACCAUCGAGCUGCAGAUUGGUCUGAAGAACUAUGACCCCCAAAAGGACAAGCGCUUCAGUGGAUCUGUGAAGUUACCUCAUAUCCCUCGUCCAAAAAUGAAGGUCUGCAUGCUUGGUGAUGCUCAACAUGUUGAGGAGGCAGAGAAAAUAGGGCUUGACUAUAUGGAUGUUGAAGCACUAAAAAAGAUGAACAAAAACAAGAAGCUGGUCAAAAAGCUUGCUAAGAAGUACCAUGCUUUCCUAGCAUCAGAAGCAAUCAUUAAGCAGAUUCCUCGUCUUCUUGGUCCUGGUCUCAACAAAGCAGGGAAGUUUCCCACAUUGGUGACUCAUCAGGAAUCCCUGGAGUCAAAAGUUAAUGAGACAAAAGCAAUGGUGAAAUUUCAGCUCAAGAAAGUUUUGUGCAUGGGUGUUGCUGUGGGUAAUUGUGCAAUGGAGGAGAAGCAGAUCUUUCAGAAUGUGCAACUUAGCGUUAACUUUCUUGUGUCAUUGUUGAAGAAGAAUUGGCAAAAUGUGAGGUGCUUGUACCUGAAGAGCACCAUGGGUAAGCCGUAUCGAGUAUUUUAAGUAGUUUUUAGCUUGGCUGGUAACCUGUGAGACAGUUGUAGGGAAUACUUGGUUGUCAUUUUAUUUGUUCGGGUCUUGUUGGCAACAUCUGUGAGCUCUUAAUCCAAAGUUUUGCUUCUUAUGGCGUUAAGGAGAUUUUGUUGUUUGAGAUCUCUUAGAACUUCUGAUGGAAUGCAUUAUUAUGAAUUUCAGUUCAUGUUCAUUGGUUUUGAUUCAA
Elaeis guineensis (African oil palm) is the source of this 1143-nucleotide messenger RNA. Its product is annotated as large ribosomal subunit protein uL1. NCBI's taxonomy places the organism in Eukaryota, Viridiplantae, Streptophyta, Magnoliopsida, Arecales, Arecaceae. Gene Ontology annotation, molecular function: RNA binding; structural constituent of ribosome. Gene Ontology annotation, biological process: translation. The record is from RefSeq and is a predicted model, not a curated record. Gene Ontology annotation, cellular component: large ribosomal subunit.